Molecule: messenger RNA, 3339 nt
Organism: Kwoniella shivajii
Lineage: Eukaryota; Fungi; Basidiomycota; Tremellomycetes; Tremellales; Cryptococcaceae
Exons: 6
Coding region: 1-3339 (1112 amino acids)
Biological process (GO): copper ion import; intracellular iron ion homeostasis; iron ion transport
Cellular component (GO): plasma membrane
Molecular function (GO): ferric-chelate reductase activity
Source: RefSeq, a predicted model, not a curated record
AUGGGUCUUCCUCAACCGGUUGGAUACCUUUUUUGGUAUACCACUUCUAUCAUACUUGGUAUUCUGACCAUACUCAACUUCUCAAACAAACUGUAUCAUCAUCUUACCCGACCAAAGGGAUCGAGCCAAUUCACAGCGCUUGUGCCUUCUACUGGACCAUCGCCUCUUGUGUCACCCGAUUCAAGUAUGGAGAAACAAUCUUCUGAAGCUGGACAGAUACAGCGAGCCAGAUUGGGUAGACUGAAUCGAGCGUUACGGGCUUUUGGUGUGAUAUCAGGAAAAUAUUUCUACCUAUCAGGCAUCACUAUUAAAAGUAAAAGAUUCACUAUCCUUGGGAAAGUGAGGAAAUUCCAUAAGAGAGUUUAUGCUACUCCUGACCUCUUAUGGAUGGGAGGAUACACAUUGGGUUUCUUGGUUCUCUCUUUCUAUGGCACUGGAUGGGACACGCUUACUUGGUCAAAUCAAGCUGCUUGGCUAGCCGUUGCUCAAGUACCUAUGAUCAUUGCUUUAGCUGGAAAGAAUAAUUUGAUAUCUUUCCUCACUGGUAUUCCAUACGAUCGACUAAAUUAUCUUCAUCGCGCAGCCGCCAAAUUAUGUUUAUUGGGAGUGUGGAUUCACGCAGGAGGCCAUUGGAGAAUGACUCAUGGAUGGAACAAGGAAAGCUGGUCAAAAACCAUUGCUCAUUGGGGAUUUACCGGUACCUUUGCUAUCACUUUGUUGUCGUUGUUAUCUCUACCAUGGUUCAGAAGAAAGAUGUUCGAGUUCUUCCUCGUCAUGCAUAUCGCGCUGGUGGCCCUUAUGUUAGCAGCUUUCGUCAUGCAUUGGAAAGCUAUGGACGUUUGGAUUUACCCUGGUGUCGGACUUUGGGUGGCAGAUAGAGUAAUACGGGUUUUACGACUUGUCGUACUGAAUAAGCUAUGGAUCCGACGUUCAUUAUCUGCUUCCGAUAUACCGUCAAAAGCGACCAUAUCACUUCUAACUCCUUCUACAUUGCUACUUAAGUUUUCAUCUACAUCUGAUCACUUAAAUUGGUCAGCAGGACAUCACUUCUACGUGGUAAUGCCUGGAAUGUCAAGAUUUCCAUGGGAAGCACAUCCUUUUACAGCUUGCACUGUGCCUGCCAAUCCGGGUAAAGGAACACAAGCUGAAUUAGCUUUCAUAAUCAGAGUCAGAGAUGGAUUCACGAAAAGAAUGAAAGAUAAAGUGGAUGAGGUCAGGAAAGAAAAAGGUUUAGCAGUGGAUGAUCAUGUUGAUGUGGAAGUUUCAGCAGCUGUGGAAGGUCCUUAUGGUGUUAAAUCGAAUUUCACAGGUUACGAGGGUAUUUUAAUGUUUGCAGGUGGAUCUGGUGUAUCUUUUGCAGUAGCAAAUCUAAUUCAGAUACUUCGCGAAAUUCGAGAAGGAAGAAGUCGAGUCAAAUUUAUAUCGAUAAUUUGGAUGGUCAAAUCGAGAUUACAUCUUGACUGGAUCUCACCUUUACUCAAAGAUCAUGUCAAUAAUCUACCACCUGAUAUUUCGCUUACGAUUCACGUUCACGUUACACGACAUCUUCUUCCUAAGCUUUCUCUCACACACAACACUCUCCCAGAUAUGGCUUCUGGGGAUUUGCAAGCAUAUUUAGAAGAACGAGCGAAACAACCCAAAAGAAGGAGAAGCAGAUUUAUGUCUACAUUCUCCUGGGCUUCUUGGACUGGUGGAUCGAUUUUCCAUGCUGGUGGAACUCAAGCAGGAACAAGGAGAGGUUCUUAUAUGCCUUCUGAAUCAGGUAAAUCUGAAGCUUCAAAUGGUUCAGAUGGAUCUGGAUCAAGAAGGAAGAAUAUGUUCGCUCGGUUCUCAUUCGCUUCUUCCGCUCCUGGACCUUCGACCAACAAUAACAGAAGGAGAAGUAGUCAUGCGAUAAGUGGUAGCGAAAGUGAAAGAGAAGACGAUAGUAAAUUCAAAAAGCCAAGAGAAAGACGAAGACCAUCCAUGCCUUCUUUCAAUUGGACAGAAGGUUAUGCAGAUAAUACAGUUUUUGGAGGUCCGUUGAAUGGGGAUAACACCAGUGGCAUGACGAAGAAAGAAAGUAUGAGUGGAAUGUCAAUUAGAAGAGGAUCGUUACUACCAGUGUCAGUACCUGAAGGGCAAGAACUUGAAAUCGUUCUAAAAGAACCGACGCCAGUCGACGGGGUUAAAUCAGUUCCAACAAUGCCAGAACCUUUAACUAUACGAACUGAUUACCCAAGCCGAAAUCCAAGUAUGGUCCCUAGAGAUGAUAUUGGACCUGACGAAAUUGACCCAUUCGAGUACCGUCCACCAUCACCUACCACUCCACCUAUAGCAGUCUUCGGUUCCAGGGAUUCAAGAGGUUCUUUACCAUUUUUCAGAGAUUCAUUCUCAGGUUCAAUUAUAACACCAAACAAUGGUAUGAGCAAUACACCACCUCGUUCAAGACAGAUUUCAAUCUCAGAAAGUAUACCUAAAACACCUAGACAAAGACAAAUUUCAAUUUCGGAUGAACCACCUGUAAGAACGUCUUCACCUCGAAAUGAACCAAGUAGAAAACGAUCCAUACCAUUAUUAUAUGAGAUGGCGGCUAGAAGAGGCUCUUUAACCCAAGGAAGAAGAGACUCAAUACCUUACGAAGCUGCCGCAUCCGCUGCAAGUCAAUCUUCACCAAAACCCUCCAUCUUGAUGCCUAGUCCAAUUGUAGCUAAAAAAGCUUCAAGACCUUCUUUACUCGAUACGGUCCAGAAUUCAAGCUCAUUACUCGCUGCACCUGAAAUGUCAAGAUCAUCUUCGACCACAUCAGGGGCUUCAAUGGCUUCUUUCACUACUCCACAACCUGCAUCGCCUGUACAGAUGAACAACCCAGAAGAUAUAUCACGACCUGAAACGCCUUCAUUGGCAUUCCAACAAUUAAGUGAAGCAACUGGAACUGCACCUGAUGAUCUACGAAAAUCCAUUUCGGUUUUGAACGCAAUCGCUGAUCCAAAAGAGAGGAGAGCAAGCGCAGCUAUGUUUGUCGGGCCAGUUGAACUUGAACUGAGGAAGCGUAGUGCAGAAGGAUUAGAAGGUAUUGUCAGAUGGCAUGAAGGUAGAGCGGAAAUCAAAGAGAGUAUAAAAGAUAUUAUAGCUUCUGUAGAAGCGCAUAAUCAAUUAUCGUCAAGUGAAGGUGGAGGAGAAGGGGAGAAACCAGGUGUAGGUCCGAUUAAAAGAGGUGGAAGAGUAAACGUCUCAUGUUGCGGUCCAAUCAGUUUAUUGGACGCAGUCAAGGAUGGUGUAAAAGAAGAAAUGAAUAGUGAAGAAGUUUGGAAAGGAGGUGUAGUAGUGGAUUUCCACGCCGAGACUUUUGGUUGGUAA